AUAACAUCAGCAGCGGGAAGAACCUGCAUCAGUCAAAUAGCGGCAUCUCUUACAAUGCACCCCAACAACUGACUGCAAGCAGGACUGCACCCCAACAUCUCACUACAGGCAGGACUGCACCCCAACAUCCCACUACAGGCAGGACUGCACCCCAACAUCCCACUACAGGCAGGACUGCACCCCAACAUCCCACUACAGGCAGGACUGCACCCCAACAUCCAACUACAGGCAAGACUGCACCCCAACACCUGACUGCAAGCAGGACUGCACCCAACAUCUCACUACAGCCAGUACUGCACCCCAACAUCCGACUGCAAGCAAGACUGCACCGCAACAUCCGACUGCUGACAGGACUGUACCCCAACAUCUCACUACAGCCAGUACUGCACCCCAACAUCUCACUACAGCCAGUACUGCACCCCAACAUCUCACUACAGCCAGUACUGCACCCCAACAUCUCACUUCAGCCAGUACUGCACCCCAACAUCUCACUUCAGCCAGUACUGCACCCCAACAUCCGACUGCAAGCAAGACUGCACCGCAACAUCCGACUGCUGACAGGACUGUACCCCAACAUCUCACUACAGCCAGGACUGCACCCCCAACAUCUCACUGCAAGCAGGACUGCACCUCAACAUCUUACUGCAAGCAGGACUGCACCUCAACAUCUUACUGCAAGCAGGACUGCACCCCAACAUCUUACUGCAAGCAGGACUGCACCCCAACAUCUUACUGCAAGCAGGACUGCACCCCCAACAUCUGACUUUAAGCAGGACUGCACCCCAACAUCUUACUGCAAGCAGGACUGCACCCCCAACAUCUGACUUUAAGCAGGACUGCACCCCAACAUCUUACUGCAAGCAGGACUGCACCCCAACAUCUGACUUUAAGCAGGACUGCACCACAACAUCUGACUGCAGGCAAGUCUGUACCCCAAAAUCUGACUGCAGGCAGGACAGAACCCCAACACCCCACUUCCGGAGUACUGCACCCAAAAUGUUAGUGCAGGCAGGGCUUUCCCCCCCACAAUUUCACUGCAGACAGGAGUGCACCCCAAAACCUAAUUGUAGAUAAGACUGCACCUCAAAAUCUGUCAACAGACAGGACUGCUACCCCAACAUCUCACUGUAGGCAGGACUGCACCCCAACAUAUCUCUGCAUAGAGAGCGACCUUCAAGUUUCUCUAUGUUGCUAAAACCGCACCUUAAAACUUUUUUGCAGGUUGGACUGCACCCCAGCACCUCUCUGUAGACAGGACUCAAUUCCAACAUUUUAUUGUCCGACAGGACUGCACCCCAUAAUCUAAGUGCAGGGAGGGCAUCACCUCAACAUUCCUCACUAGACAGGUAUGCCCUCCGCACCUCACUAAAGGCAGGGCACCUCCCCUACACCUAUCUGCAGGCAGGAGUGCUACCCAACACCUCACUGCAGGCAGGACUAUACCACAACACUGGACCUUUUGCAAGCAGUUCCAUACUCACACAGGAUGCUCCCUGCACCCCAAGUCUGACCUCCCUCUGGCAAGCCUAGAGUACUAAAUUAAACCUUUAAAUCCUCCCUGACCACCCAUUCAAUCCUCACUUCCCUCCCCUAGCUACAUCUAUACACUCCCCAAAUCUGGAAGAAGCCUCUCCCCCCACCCCUGGUCCCUGCAAGACUUGGACAAGAAGCAGCAGCAGCCUCAUGGUGUGGAAGCUGGACCUCACCUAGCCACCAGGGGAUCCCCAAUGUUUAAAGUAAUCCACCAACGAGCAGCGUUGAAGCAAACUGCUGAUCUCACGCAGAGUUGGUGAAAAGAGGCGACGUGGGCAAAUUACUCAAAAUGAAACAAUCAAUUUGAUCAACUGCGCUGUCAGCAUUUCAGAGAGAGAAUCUGAACCUUAAAGGUUUAGUCCAAGCAGGGAACAUCGCUAUCUGAGCCAGGUCACGUUUGAGGACAUAAAAUAGCUGUAAUUUAGAGGACAGACGGCUUGUCAUCACGUAAGCCAGUUUAUUGCAAAGUACAGGUGGUUAAUGGAGAGAAGGUCGAAUGACAGCCGGGACUGUUGUCAUCACCGGUGGAAUAUUAGCGACUGUUAUCCUUCUCUGUAUAAUCGCCGUUCUUUGCUACUGUAGGCUACAGUAUUACUGCUGCAAAAAGGAAGAUUCGGAAGAGGAUGAGGAGGAGCCUGACUUUGCCGUGCAUUCUCGCUUCCCGCCGGUGCAUUGUAACCGGAAUGUAGUGCUGGCGAAUGGCCCUUCCAUCUAUUCCUCGCCAUAUAACAAAAAGCACCAGCACUGCAGGAGUGUGUGCCAAGGCUGCACGCACCAUGAGGCCCCUGCGUUCCUCCUGCACCCACCUGAGGAGAUCCGCAAUGGAGGGGAACGCAUCACUUACAAGACAAUCAGCCAGGAGGAGAUUGAACUACCGGUGAAUCUGGGUAACAUGCAGGUGCUUAAUCCCAACCGGCUAUCUGCCAUGAGGGAAGCUUUUUCCCGCAGCCGAAGCAUAAGCACUGAUGUGUAAGGAAAGAGGUCUUCCCUUCAAACUGGCCCAGGUUUUAUCCUCAAGUUGGCAUAGGUCCUCCUCCUCCUAACAAAGACCCACGUUGCAGACUGGCACAGACCAUCCCUCCAUAAGGCACACACCUACUGUCCAGAUUGGCACUAAAUCUUCUUCUAGACUACCACAGGCCAUCUCUUUAGACUGGGACAGACCGUCCAUCCAGAGAGCAAAUGUCCACACUCCAGAUUGGCCCAGAAUUUCCUUCCAGUCUGGCAAAGACGGUCAUUCCAUGCUGGCACAGAUUCUCCCUCCAGACUGGCUCAGACCCCCCCCCC
Pelobates fuscus (common spadefoot toad) is the source of this 2820-nucleotide messenger RNA. RefSeq names its product family with sequence similarity 163 member B (gene FAM163B). The record is from RefSeq and is a predicted model, not a curated record. Lineage: Eukaryota; Metazoa; Chordata; Amphibia; Anura; Pelobatidae. The transcript is spliced from 4 exons. The coding region runs from base 2030 to 2506 and encodes 158 amino acids.